Sipha flava (yellow sugarcane aphid) is the source of this 929-nucleotide messenger RNA. Its product is annotated as PCNA-associated factor-like. The coding region runs from base 288 to 614 and encodes 108 amino acids. NCBI's taxonomy places the organism in Eukaryota, Metazoa, Arthropoda, Insecta, Hemiptera, Aphididae. The record is from RefSeq and is a predicted model, not a curated record. Gene Ontology annotation, biological process: regulation of cell cycle; translesion synthesis. Gene Ontology annotation, molecular function: chromatin binding. Gene Ontology annotation, cellular component: nucleus. The transcript has 3 exons.
UCAAGAAACGGGCAUUGUCGUAUCGACAGCUCCACGACGUUGUUGCAUUAGGCACUUCCACGUCGUUGGUUUUCGACAAUAUUGUAAUACGUCGCGACAUUUUAACACUCUUAUUCGUUCAUAAGAUCUAUUGCAGCAUUUUUUUUUUUUCAUUUUUUGUCCUCUUAUAAUUCUACAUCUAACCAAGAAUCAACCGCCGUCAAUUUUUUCCGGCUAAAUCAUUAUUAUUAAUAAGAUCGAAUCGUUGUCGUUAUUGUCGUUGAUUUUGCUUCGAUACUCAUUUCAAAAUGGUCAGAACCAAGAACAUGGUCAACUACAAUAGAGUUACCAUGGGGAAAUCGGCUAAAAUGGCGGCGAGUAAAUCGACGUGUAGUGGCGGCAGCGGAGGUUCGUCCACAGCAUCAGCUUCCUGUGCUGGGCCGUCUACUCCGGGAAAAAACAAAUACUCGGGCGGAAAUCCAGUUCACCCCAGAGAGACGCCGGUUUGGCAGAAGGAGAUAACGUGCUUUUUCCAAUUGAAAAACGAAGUCCAACGAUCGGUCGAUGACGUCGACGAUGACGAGCAACCGAUGGAUUUGGAUACACCGCAACAGCCAGAAUCGUCGGAAAUGUAAAUCGGAACUCGUUUCAAUUUUUAUUUUUUUACAACAACUAUUUUCCUGUUCUCAAACCUAUCUGUAUUGGGUGUUUUUCACUACGAUCCUUUGGUCGAAUGCGAAUAUUUAUGUAAACUCGUUCGGUGUUUUUUUUUCUACUGCAUAUUAUUUUAUAUUUUUAAAAUACUUUUUAGACGAUAUGUUCCUACACGUAUGUGUUGUAAAAUCACGUUCGUGUUUGGGAUAUAUGUAAAUAUUAGUAUAGCAUAUGAAUUAUAAUAUAUAUUUCCUUAAGGCAAAAUAAAAUACGAAUUUCAUAAGUUGUAUGGUAUU